Rhizophagus irregularis DAOM 181602=DAOM 197198 is the source of this 1323-nucleotide messenger RNA. RefSeq lists its product as uncharacterized. The record is from RefSeq and is a predicted model, not a curated record. Lineage: Eukaryota; Fungi; Glomeromycota; Glomeromycetes; Glomerales; Glomeraceae.
ACAACUGGAACUCUUAGUGCUGUUGCUUAUGAAAAUAAUCCACCAAAUUGAAUUGGUGUUAUAUCAUGUGAGCAUGUACUCAAUUUUAAUGAAUCAAUAUUUGAAGAAAAAAUUACUAUUUAUCAACCUUCAUAUAAUGAUCUUUUUGAACCAAAGAAAAAGUUAGAGGAAUUACUUUAUUUAUCAAAAGAAUCAGAAGAUGGAGAAGGUAAUGAGUAUAUAGAUGAAAUUAAUGAAAUGCUGAGAAAAUUAAAUCUUGCGGAAAGCCGAAAUUCAACUCUUGCUACUUAUGUAAAAGGCAUGCGAGAAAAUUUUUAUUCUAAAAUAGAUAAAAAAUACUAUGGCGUUGAUGCUGGGUUUUGUGUCUUUGAUAAUGAAAAUCGUAAAUUAUCUUCAAAAAACUUUCCAAUUCCUUCAAAUUACUUUAAAAAUGCUGGACUUUCUACUUGCCUAGAGGGUACUUAUACUUACUGUGAGUUGAAGAAUUUUGAUUAUAAUAAUAAAGUUUUUAAAGUAGGAAGAACUACAGGACUUACCCUUGGACAAUUACUUCCUACUGAUCAAGCUAUUGCGUGUAGCUUAACAAAUGAAAGUAUUAAGAAUGCAAAAAAUUUAGAAAUGGAAAAACAUAUUCAAUGUUAUAACAAUGCAGAUCAAAAAAUUUUUAUUGGAUAUAUGAAAUCACGAUUAGAUUCAGAAAUUUGUCAGAAACGUAAAAAAUGCUAUCCUGUUAAAUGGUUUGAUCGUCAGCUGGCAUUUCAGUUUGAACCUGGAGAGUUUGAAUGUGGUGAUUCAGGAGCCAGUGUUUUGGAUAAACAAGGAAAAGCUCUAGGUAUCCUUCAUGCAAAAUUGAGAAUACCAAAUCAAACAUUUGGUAUUGCUUCUCCUUACUUUGCCAUUCUUGAAGCACUUGACGUAAGCAUUCACUUGUCUUCCAAUCCUGUUAAACCCACAAUUACUUCACCUUCCAUUAUUUCACCUCCCCCAUCAUAUCUAUCUUUAAGUAAUGAAAAUGAUUGUGAAAGAUUAACACCUCCCCCGUCCUACUUAUUUUCGAAUGUUCAAAACGAUUACAGUAGAGUAAAUAAGCGUAAUAUGGAUAUUAAUGUCGAAACAUAUAAUAAUCCAAAAAGAAGCAGGAUAGAUCAGCAGAAGGAACUUUAAAGUUUUUAAGCCUUUAAAUUUAAUUAAUAAUUAUUUUUAGAUAAUAACUAGGCGUAACCUGUUGCGUUGCGCCAGGGACGAUAAAGUAAGAUAGUAAUAAUACAUACACUUAUAUUUUAUUUGCCAUACAGUGUGAAUAGGUCUAGUUUUUUACUAUUA